CACGGCUGUAUACAUCAGACUGCAUAACGCCCUCAUUCUUCUUUCUUGGCGGAUGCGCACAUACACAUACACACCUAACCGUCUCUUCUUCCCCUACCACGCCACCCUAGGUACACACACCGCUAUAGCCUCUUGAAGUGUUUUGCAUCUAGGACAGGAAGAGCUAGCUAACACAGCGAUCGAUGGCCGCCGGCAACGACGACUGCUGCAGCAGCAAGCGAACAAAGCCUCCGCCGCCACCACCACCACCACCAGCGGGCAAGGACGAGGACGAAGGCGAGGGCGAGGGCACCGUGGCGGCGGACAAGGCGCUGCACGCGCUGGGCUUCGAGUUCACGCGCAUCGACGCGCGCGAGGUCGCCGGCCGCCUCCCCGUCACCGACACCUGCUGCCAGCCGUUCGGGGUGCUCAACGGCGGCGUGUCGGCGCUGGUCGCCGAGUCCACGGCCAGCGUCGGCGCGUACAUGGCGUCCGGGUACCGCCGGGUGGCCGGCGUGCAGCUGUCCGUCAACCACCUCCGCCCCGCCCGCCUCGGCGACGUCGUCCGCGCGCAGGCCGCCCCCGUCCAGCUCGGCCGCAGCAUCCAGGUGUGGGAGGUGCAGAUAUGGCGAGCAGACCCUUCCACAGAGGAGUGCAAAGAUCUGGUGUCAACAGCGAGAGUUACCAUGUUGAUAAAAAACCCAUCAACACCAGAGGAGAUGUCGACCCACGAAGCAAGCAUCAAGAAAUACGCCAAACUGUAGAGAAAAAGGAGCGCAACUCAAGAUAAUAUUAUACAUAUAUGUAAUAAAAUGCCUCCCCAGUUAUCAUCAGCAAGGUCAGAUGGCUGCUAUAUAUAUGAGAAAUUUAGUGUUCCAUAUAAUGUUUUUUUUUGUGAUCGGACUAUUCAACCAUUUUUCAUUAAAAGAAAAAUAGGUAACAAUUCAAUGUAAUGUUAAUAACGCGCAAUUUGUAACUUGCGCUACUCUA
This is a messenger RNA of Sorghum bicolor (sorghum), 969 nucleotides long. Its product is annotated as 1,4-dihydroxy-2-naphthoyl-CoA thioesterase 1. Gene Ontology annotation, biological process: phylloquinone biosynthetic process. The coding region runs from base 183 to 743 and encodes 186 amino acids. The record is from RefSeq and is a predicted model, not a curated record. Gene Ontology annotation, cellular component: peroxisome. Lineage: Eukaryota; Viridiplantae; Streptophyta; Magnoliopsida; Poales; Poaceae. The transcript is spliced from 2 exons. Gene Ontology annotation, molecular function: 1,4-dihydroxy-2-naphthoyl-CoA thioesterase activity.